AUGGCUACUCAGUUGUCGCAAGCUCAAGCGGCGGUUCGUCAGACCGGCCACGUCUACGCGAUGACCAAUCCACGUCCUACUCCGCAUUCCGUGCGCCCCCGUCAGCGGUGCGAUCGGUGCGAUGUUGUCGAUGCUCAGAAUGUGCAGCUCCUGGGGGUCCUCGACGAGCUCAGCGUGUUCAGCCCCCUCUGCGCCUACACGACAGCUGGCGCCGAUCCCGCUUCCUCAAACUCCACUCGAUGCACUCGGUGUGAGAUGCUUGAUGCUCAGAACGGGCAACUCAAGGAGGCCCUCAACGAGCUAAACACCCUUCGUGCGGAAAUCGAGCUCUUGAGGCAUUGUAACAGAACUAUGAAGCAGCAGCUCGAAAGGCGCCAAUUGCUAUUCAUGCAUGAACAAGUCAAGGAGCUCAGCGAGCUCAGCGUCUUAGUUACCAGUAUCAAUCAGUUCGCGGCCGAUAUGUAG
Messenger RNA from Punctularia strigosozonata HHB-11173 SS5, 465 nucleotides. RefSeq lists its product as uncharacterized. The record is from RefSeq and is a predicted model, not a curated record. NCBI's taxonomy places the organism in Eukaryota, Fungi, Basidiomycota, Agaricomycetes, Corticiales, Punctulariaceae. The transcript is spliced from 3 exons. The coding region runs from base 1 to 465 and encodes 154 amino acids.